Messenger RNA from Austrofundulus limnaeus, 7194 nucleotides. It is a transcript of the gene esrrga, whose product is annotated as estrogen-related receptor gamma a. Gene Ontology annotation, cellular component: nucleus. Gene Ontology annotation, molecular function: nuclear steroid receptor activity; zinc ion binding; sequence-specific DNA binding. Lineage: Eukaryota; Metazoa; Chordata; Actinopteri; Cyprinodontiformes; Rivulidae. The transcript has 9 exons. Gene Ontology annotation, biological process: regulation of DNA-templated transcription. Bases 398 to 1918 code for a protein of 506 amino acids. The record is from RefSeq and is a predicted model, not a curated record.
ACAGCUUUCUGUCCCAACUGCACUGCUGGCUGGCUGUGUGUGUGUGUCUAUAGCCCCGCUCUCCCUGGCUGUCACAUACACACACACACACACACACACACGCUCCCUUCACGUCUACACACACUCGCAGAGCCGAUCAGAGCAGGCAGCGCAGAACCUGGUAAUUGUGUUGCUCCCUCCAAGUGCAAGGAAGGACGGAGAGAGUGAGGAGGACAGGAGGAAGAAGAGGAGGGGAAAGAGGAAACAUAUCAAAACUUUGCUUUUUUUAAAUUCUUUUUCAUGCUUUUUUGCUGUUUCCACGAAGGAGGGUGACGUGACAAUGACCCGGUACCGCUGAUGGAGUCGGUAGGACACCCGUUAUCCGAGUGUUUUUUAAUGCACUCUGAACAAGAGUAGAAUGAACUUAUCGAAGGGGCCACUGGUGAACAGCAGCAGCGAAGAUAACUCCAAGUCGACAUAUGUUAAAUGCGGCGCUGGCGCCUGGAGGAUGCACCAGAGCUACGAUUCACUAGAAGCCAACCACAUGAGAGACCCACAUGCCCUCUACAACCCCAGGCUUCUCUGCAGAAUGUCCAGUAAGGAGCGCCACCUUGAGUCCAAUUGUCCGUCAUCUUAUAUAAAGACUGAACCAUCGAGUCCUGCCUCUCUGACUGACAGUCUAAACCAUCACUCCCCUGGUGGCUCCAGUGACGCCUCAGGCUCGUACUCAUCCACUAUGAACGGCCACCCCAAUGGCUUAGAUUCCCCAAGCCUUUACGGCUCCAAUGCAGGACCCCUGGGACCCGCUGGAGGCCCAGGAUCGAAACGUUACGAGGACUGCUCUUCAACUAUCGGGGAAGAUUCGCAAAUUAAGUGCGAGUACAUGUUAAAUUCGAUGCCGAAGAGGUUGUGUCUGGUGUGCGGGGACAUCGCGUCAGGGUAUCACUAUGGAGUUGCAUCAUGCGAGGCCUGCAAGGCCUUUUUCAAGCGCACCAUUCAAGGCAACAUUGAGUACAGCUGUCCAGCCACCAAUGAGUGUGAGAUCACCAAGAGGAGACGCAAAUCGUGCCAGGCGUGCCGCUUUAUGAAGUGUCUGACCGUUGGCAUGCUGAGAGAGGGUAAGGGAAAAGGGGUUCGUCUUGACAGGGUUCGUGGUGGGAGACAGAAAUAUAAACGCCGGAUAGAUGCAGACAACAGUCCGUACCUGAACCCACAACUGGCUUUGCCCCCCAAGAAGCCAUUUGCCUUUGGCUGCCUUGCAGAUAACAAAAUCGUCUCUCACCUGCUGGUGGCCGAGCCAGAGAAGAUUUAUGCCAUGCCUGACCCGACAGUACCAGACAGUGACAUCAAGGCCCUGACUACGCUUUGUGACCUGGCAGACAGAGAGCUGGUGGUCAACAUCGGCUGGGCCAAACAUAUCCCAGGUUUCUCCACGCUGUCUUUGGCAGACCAGAUGAGUCUACUGCAGAGUGCAUGGAUGGAGAUUUUAAUUCUGCGCGUUGUUUACCGCUCCCUGUCUUUUGAAGACAAGCUGGUAUAUGCUGAAGAUUACAUCAUGGAUGAGGACCAGUCAAAGCUAGCUGGACUUCUGGACCUGAACAACGCCAUCCUUCAGCUGGUCAAGAAAUACAAAGCUAUGAAGCUGGAGAAGGAGGAAUUUGUCACUCUAAAGGCCAUCGCUUUGGCUAACUCAGACUCCAUGCAUAUCGAGGACGUGGAUGCAGUGCAGAAGCUCCAGGAUGUGCUGCACGAGGCCCUGCAGGACUAUGAGGCUUCCCAGCACCAGGAGGACCCCCGUCGGGCUGGCAAGCUGCUCAUGACCCUCCCCCUGCUCCGUCAGACCUCCACCAAGGCUGUGCAGCACUUCUACAGCAUCAAGCAGGAUGGAAAAGUCCCAAUGCACAAACUCUUCCUGGAGCUGCUGGAAGCCAAGGUCUGAGGAUGGGGAGGAGAUGGAAGGACAGACAGAUGCCCGCCUCAGUCGCCUGAGCUUCAUCUCAAACUUUGAUCCACAACUUGAAUGACCUCUUGCUCUUUUACACACAGACGCUCCUACACACUUUAAAGCAUACACACACACACACACUGGAAAUGAUCUCAAUCUUAGACUUGAACCCUAAACCAACAGUUGUUGACUAAAGGGAGCUCAUCGGAGUCUGUUUGUGGGGAAGAUGCAGACAGCUGGACUUCUAACCCUUCCCCUCUGACAAAUUGAAGAAAACAUUUUAAAUCAGUUACGUAACACUUACAUAACUACACACAGUGACUUUAACCUAGAUAACAACAAAACACUUAUGCAUUGAGUAACAAUACCAAUUAAGAUGUUAAUAAUGACAAACAAUAAAUAAGAACAAAUUUAAAAGAUGUUAAGUAUUGUACAUUUUAGUUUGGAAAGACUGUAAGACUGCACUUGAGUCUCCUCCCCCCCGUCCUCGUGUUUCACCUAAGAGAUUUUUUUCUAAAUGUUCAAGAAGAAAACGAGUGAAGGAAAAGAAGUGAACACUUUAAAAAAAGGUAUUAAUGACAUUUGUUGUCAGUGUACAGGUCCAGUCAGUUUUGGAUGGAUAAACAGGAAGAAAAGAAGAGGAGAUCUGCCCUGCCAAAGAAUGGAAUCGUCCAUUCAGAGGAUGCCAGCAACUUUUACUAUCACAACUCAAACUCUGCCUGGUUUUUAAGUGGGUUUUCAAUCCUGGGCCUCAGGAGUAACGCUGGUUCUUUAAUAACGGUCAUUUCAAAUUUCUGUGGUGGUUCUGAAAACCAACUGGGUUCAGAGUUUGUGGGACAAGGAACAGAAGCAACUGCUUUAGACAAUUUCUGGUUCUCUCUGAAUUCUGCUUUGAUUCCAGUCACCCUUCUACUCCAACGACACCAUAACCAUCUCUCGCACUCGCUGAAGACAAAUGUUGCAGGCCUCCCAGAAUUGUCAGUAUUCCUAUUGUAACAGUGUUUGUGCACUCGAUGAAGCUGAAAAUGAUUUGAAUAAGGAUGAGCUCAUGCUCAAGAGUGAGUUAGCAUCCAAGCCCACGAGGUAUGACUCCUGAUGGAUAUUUAUCUAUAGAUGGUACAAAUUAAUGAAAAAGUAAAUUGACUUUGUCAAUAGUCAAAAAUACAUUCCGGUAAGGUUUAACAGUUGUUGAAUUAUAUUCUGUCAAUCACUCCUCUUGGGUUUAGGUGCCUGUUUGAAACAUUUUUAGCUCAUUACCAACCCUAACUGCAGCUCUUCACAAACCAGUCAGUUGCCGUUUCACUCAAUGUGCCAUUAGGUCACACCACAGUGCUCUGAUCCUGUGGCGUUCACAACUUCCAGCUCAUCCCUUGCAUCAGUCCAGAGAUUUCUUUGUGACUUUUUCAGGGAAUAAGCUUCAGCUACUCAACAAAGUACAAAUUAGAAGGUAAGGUUUGCUGAUAAAACUGACUAAAAACAACUAUUGUUGCUUUAAACAUCCUCCCUUUUGUUAUGUUUUUUUAUUUUUAACUUAAAAAAUAAUCUUAGAAAUGAUACCAAUAUAAGGGUUGUAAAUAUUUUUCAUCCUGUAUAUGACAUAUAACGCAACUUUGUUUGGAUCUUAAGAUUGUCUUCUUAAAACUGAAUCAAUCAAUAUGUCUUUCUUUUUUUAUCGAUCUGAUCACUUUCAGCAAUUAUAUAUAUAAAACAAUAUAACAAGUAAUAUUGUAUUAACAAAUCAGUUUAUCCUAGAAAUUCUGAGUAAUAGUGGGUUUUAUGGAGGGAUGUGUGCAUAUGGACAAAACCUGCAAUAUUAACAUUUUAUGCCAUGCUUCAGUUUGGCUACUUGGGGAUGAGGGUUUGGAGAAGAAUCGGUUUGCGUUUUUCUGUGUAACUUGUCCAAAGCUGAUAGAUAAAAGUCAACAUUUCAUCUGUUAGUCAGAAAACGUGUGGACCAGAGUUAGCCGUGACGGCGGCUUUCCUCCAAAAGUUGUUAGGUCGAUGGCUUGCAGAGUAUCCAGCGCAAAGUUACAAUGAGAACUUUUCCUGGUUCAUUUAAUCAGAAUAACACAAGACUUUGCUUCAAACCAGAAAACAAAUAGUGGCCACAUUUUGUCCUAUUUUGAUGUGCAGUAAGUUGCACAUGUCAGCCAUGUGACUUAAAAUAGGGACCAUCUAGAUUUAUUCAAGAGGGAAAUGGUUCGAGAAGAAAAUAUCAAAGUGAAAAACUGUCAGCUUCCUUUAAGCCAGCCACCAUGGACUGUUUAAAGCCACUUAAAGUAGCCACACAAAUGGGUUCUGAACUUAGUUUUGUUUUGAAGCUUCAGGCCGGUAGCUGGCAUCAUCAGAGCGUUUAACUGGGAGCUGUGAAAACUUGCGCAAAAAAAAGCAACACAGAAAAUCAUCUAAAAAGAGUAAAAAUAAAGCAAAACUAACAGAUGAAACAGAAUUAUGGGAUGUAUCAAAUGUACUUUUUAAUGUUUUUAUUUAUUUAGUUAUUUAUUUAUUUAUUUAAAUAAAUGUGCCUCCUAUUGUGCUUUCAACCUAAUUAGACCUAAUUAGCCUUCGUUGUCAUUUAAAUCUGUAACAUCAGCGUCCAUAUAAACUGAACCAUUAAAGACGUUCAGAUAAGUAAUUUAAGAUGUGACUUUAACUACGUUAAACUGUAGCUUUAACUGAUUUAAAAUUAAGAUUUUACCACAGUGAUAUUAAAGUCUUUUGACCGUGAGUUGUUUAAAUUCACAGUUUUUGUUUCUUGAAACAGUUAAUGAAAAAGCUGAGCUGAUAGAAAGUCAUGUUACCUUUUUCCCCCCAUGAGAUGGAGCAACGUUUAAUGCCGUUGGUGCAACAGAACGCUAAACAAUCACAGCUUUAACAGGUAGAACAGUUGAGGGAUCACCUAAUUUCUUUUUUUCUUUACGCAGUUUUAAUUCUGAAAUAAGAAUGCCAAAAUAUGUUAUCUAGACAAUGGUGUAAUGUAAUGUAAAAUAGCAACUGUUCACUGCUGAGGAGUGCAGCAGAUUAAAUGUAGUUAAUCUCUAGCAUCACAUAUUCUGUGUCAACCAUCAGUAUUGUUAAUAAGGGGGUAUUUUCUUUGCCUUCUUUAACCCUGUAUAUUGUAAAUGAUACAGAAUAUAAUUCUAACGUUAUACAUUUUAUUGUUAAAAAAACAAGAAAAAAUGUAGUUCAGCUUGUGUGUUUCAUGUUUGCUGUUUUGUUUUGUCAAAGUAAAAAAAAUUUUUAUUUAAUUUCAUCAGUUCAUGUUCUAAAUCCUUUUUAAUUAAUUUAUUUUGGUUUGUUUGAUCCGUUCCUCUGUUCCUCCUUGAAGGCGUUGCUGUGUACUUUUUCUUGUGGUGAUUGCUGUCUUUGUGCUGUGUGCUUCUUCUGUAGACAUCAGAGUAGAGUAGAGGCCAUGUUGUCUGUCUGUCUGUCUGUCUGUCAGACCACUCUAUUAGGGGCACCCGAUUCUCUCAAAAUCAACCAAACCUUAUUUUAAGACCAGGAUCAAACUGCAGCAUCCAUCUCCACCAAGCUCAACAUCAUUUAACAUUAAGCACCUAAAUGAAGACACACCUUAAAAGCUGCUUAAACAAGGAUUAUUUGUGUAACUGCCCUAUAGAAUAAAUAAUGUACUGUAUAUCUUUAGGUUUAAAAAAGCUGAAAUUAAAAAAGUACAUUUGAAUAUUUCAAACAGUAUGUAAUUUUUUUUAUAAAUUCACUGUACAUAUCUGUCCUCCAUACAGCUCAGCUCAGUUGUUGCAUUUACAGUUUCAAAAAAGCCACUAUACAAGAUAUUAAGCUUUCAUGGUUUAGCCUAUUUUUUAGAAGAUGUCUCUUACAAAAGGUGAAACAUGGUCAGUGGGAAAACAUUUCUUUACAUCCUUUAUUCAUGUUAUUGUGGCGAUGUAAGCUCAAACCAUCUAAGACUUUGAGAACUUAUGUUAAUAUGUGCUUUUUUAGGGCUAAAUAGACAAAAACGAAUACAGGAUAAUUGUAGGUUAAGUUGCAAAUGUAUUUAUUUUUUUUUUUUUUACUUUUAUUUAAUUUAAAACACUCCCCUUAUCAGUCAAGCUCCAUUUAGUUUGGAUCACUGUUAUAAUUUUAUUAUUCCAAACAUACAGUAAUUUAUACCAGAAAAGGUGCUUUCUUUUUACUGUUGUUUGACCUUUAUUACUGUUUUUAUUUAUUGUUAAUUAUCAAACUGUCCAUGUGGACUUGCGACGCAUCUAAAAUCGUAUCAUGUUGCAUAUUUGUUCAAGGUGAAGAGCACUGAGCUGAAUGAGGUUGAUCGUCACACUUGAAACUGAAAAUGGUGCCCCUUUGUUUUGCUGACUGAAGCUGCUUUUAAAUGACUUAAAAAAAACGUGCACCAUUGUUCAUCAUUAGAAAUAGGUUUAAGACUGUAUGAUAUUAAGGCAAAAGUUGCACUUUUUUGUGUUGGGUUCAAUACACUGAUGUAUCUAGUGAAAUUCUGCAGUUUGGAUUGAAACCAAUCAAAUAUAAAAACCAGAAUUCUUAUUUCCAUCAGGAGCAGUGGAAGACAGACUAGUUGUUUGCUGAGCCUUAGAGACAGGGAUUCUGAACUGUUUGCACUUUGGGCAUCAUGUUGUUGCCCUUAUUUUAGGCUUAGAUCCAUUAGCUGCAAACAUGGCAUGUUUUAUUUUAGUUUCUCUGGAGCAGAAGGAAAAGAUUUGAGCCAUAGUGACAGAGCAGAACUGACCAUCUUCCAGAGCUCCCCCUGAAAACUGGCUAAGACCAAACCUUAUGGAGCUCUACGAUGACUUGUCAUUCAGUUUUAUUUAACCCCCAAAUGUAAUGGCCGCUUGUGCUGCAGCCUAUCUCCAGUCUGAAUCUGCAAGUAUAUAAAAAUAUUAAAAGGGAAAGAGAAACUUUGGGAACACUGGGAUAAAGUGGAUAUUCAAGGAUGAAAAGGGGGUGGAGAAGAGCUGCUGAUGAGUGAAUACCUUGUAGUAUUACUGAAAACAUGUUCGUAGAUUUUAGAUGUGCUUCACAUCAGUAAAUAAAAAAAGAAACAAUAACCUGUAUAUUUUUGUGACGUGUAUCAUACAAGUGUGCUCCAACAAUACUGUCCAUUUGUGUAAAUGUAUUUAUUUCACAUUGUAUAUAUUGUUCAUGCAAAAAGAGAGACCUAUGAUUCUGUAACUUAUACUACUAUGGGUUGAAACAUUACAUGUGUUACUCCAAACUAUGCCUUUCAGGAUUAUUACAGUAGAGCAAUAUCAAUUAAAACCAGGCUUCCAGUUUUGAAA